Gymnogyps californianus (California condor) is the source of this 1858-nucleotide messenger RNA. Its product is annotated as INSYN2B protein-like. Gene Ontology annotation, biological process: inhibitory postsynaptic potential. The record is from RefSeq and is a predicted model, not a curated record. NCBI's taxonomy places the organism in Eukaryota, Metazoa, Chordata, Aves, Accipitriformes, Cathartidae. Gene Ontology annotation, cellular component: postsynaptic density.
AUGGUCAGCCGGGAGCCCCUUCCCGGCCCGGCCCCCGCUGGCGAGGGCAGCCAGGAGAAAGCCAUGACGGUACGCUCGGUGCUGCUCAACCGCGACUCACCCGACAUCGAGAGCCGCCUCAAGCGCCGGCGCAACCGCACGCAGCAGGUCCGCUUCAAGGACCUGGUGGAGGGUGGCGUGGGGCGGGCGGCCAGCCCCCCCCCAGGGCCCGCAGCCGCCACCAGCCCCAACACCCCACGUGCCUCGCCGCCCCCCAGGGACGCCCCUGAGCCGGCGGCUCUCUGUGCCUCGCGGCGGAGCUGGCCCCAGGCCCAGCUGGGCUCGCUGACACUGCCCAUGCCCAGGAAGGCGUGCAUGAGCACCGCCAUCCAGACCUCCCCCAGCCUCCAGAAGCCCUUCCCAGCCUCCCAGCCCCGCAGCAAGAGCGUCUGCGACAUGGCCGGGGACACGGUGCUGCCCGCCACCGCGGGGAGCGCCCGGUGCCCAGGAGGGGCUGUGCCCCCGCGGUCGCCUGGCAGCCUCCCUGUGCAUGAUCAUGCCGCAGCCCUCGCCCAGCACGCUGCGGUGUGCCGUGCGCCACCGCCACCGCCCAGGGAUCCCUGUCCCCCUUACCUGGGCACGGCCGGGUGCCCCGCUGCCCGCUGCACCUCCCCAGCGCAGAGCUGCGCCCCCGAGCCCUGCCCACUGCCCCCUGCCUGCGCUCAGCUCCGCGGGAACCCCAAGGGCGGCCGCGGGAACCCCCCACGCCCGGCCUCCGUGCCCUGCGGUCAGCCCCGGCCACCCGCCGAGCCGCGGGGACUUGGCCGGAGCGACUCGGAGCGGAGCCUGCCCCGCAGGCGCCCACUGCCCCAGCCCUCGCCACACCGCCAGGAGACUGUCCCCGCCACGGACACCCACGGCCUCCGCCAGCCAGCUCAGGGCAACCCCAAGUGGGACCCCCCGCCACCCCAGCACCAGCUCUGCGGCACGCCCUGGGGGCCCUGCUGCACCUCGCCAGCCCCCAUCCCACCAGCACUGGGCUGGUACGGCUCUGCCGCCACCGUGCCGGAGAAGACACCAGCUGCGCUCAGCCAUCUGGACCCCCGUGGCAUCUGCAGCCAGCUACGCAUCGCCGAGCCUGAGCAUGGCCGGGCAGGACUGGAGGGGCCCAGGGAGCCGCGGUCCCCGGCCCCACAGGGCCCCGGCACGGGGACACAGCCGGGCGGGCAGGCACGAGAGGUCCCCCAGCAUGGGCAGCCCUGCCUCACCGCCGAGCAGUCUGAGACACUGCGCCACGUCCAGGACCUUCUGCAGCUGGUGGUGGCAACCAAGGGGCCGGUGGGUCCGCCAGCGGGGGACAAGGACGCCCAGACAUCUCAGGGAGAGAGCCCCCGGGGGCCCGGGGAGCAGGGGGACCUGCAGUCCCAGCUGCAGUCCCUGGAAGGGGUGCUGGAGACCAGCCAACAAACCAUCCGGGUGCUGCUGGACGUCAUCCAGGACCUGGAGAAGAAGGAGGCCCAGCGGGACGGGCGACACUCGUACCGGACAGGGCAAGACAUCGCCAACUGCGGGACCUGCCGGGACUGUGCCUGCAUCAUCUACAGCGUGGAGCACGAUUUCCGGCAGCAGGAGGGCCGCUUCCAGCAGGUGCUGAGCCAUAUUGAGGGGACGCGACACCGAGCUCCCCCGCGGCGGGCGGCGGGGGCCAUCUUGCCGCCCAGGCAAGAGCCGUCGCCGGUGACGAAGCUGCCUGCGAAGCUGGACGCGAAGAAAUCCAGGCGCAAAUGCUUCUGGUUCCUGUGAGCCGGCAGUGCCCGGUGGGCCAGGAGCGUGGGGGCACUGUCCCAGCACUGACCCCCUGCCCACGUCUCCUUCCUCC